Messenger RNA from Caenorhabditis elegans, 674 nucleotides. It is a transcript of the gene pat-10, whose product is annotated as EF-hand domain-containing protein. Bases 24 to 509 code for a protein of 161 amino acids. NCBI's taxonomy places the organism in Eukaryota, Metazoa, Nematoda, Chromadorea, Rhabditida, Rhabditidae. The transcript is spliced from 6 exons. The record is from RefSeq and is marked reviewed. Gene Ontology annotation, molecular function: calcium ion binding.
AGAGCACAACAAACUCCGACAACAUGGCUGAGGAUAUCGAAGAGAUUCUUGCUGAAAUCGACGGAUCCCAAAUUGAGGAAUACCAAAAGUUCUUCGAUGCCUUCGACAGAGGAAAGCAAGGAUACAUCAUGGCCACUCAGAUCGGUCAAAUCAUGCAUGGAAUGGAACAGGAUUUCGAUGAGAAGACCCUUCGUAAACUGAUCCGCAAGUUCGACGCUGACGGUUCCGGAAAGCUCGAGUUUGACGAGUUCUGCGCUCUCGUGUACACCGUUGCAAACACUGUCGACAAGGAAACAUUGGAGAAAGAACUUCGUGAAGCUUUCCGUCUUUUCGACAAGGAGGGUAACGGAUAUAUUUCUCGACCAACUCUGAAGGCUCUUCUCAAAGAAAUCGCCGAUGACCUCACCGAUCAACAACUCGAGGAGGCUGUCGACGAGAUUGACGAGGACGGUUCCGGAAAGAUUGAGUUCGAGGAGUUCUGGGAGUUGAUGGCUGGAGAGUCUGAUUAAAUUUUCUAAUUCCUUUAAAAUCGCUGAUCUACAAUCUUCAACUGUGGGGACCAGUCACCAACUUUUCAUAAUUUCCUUUUUCUUGAAAUGUUAAAUUCAUUUCACUUUUUAUUAAUUUUCUUGUCAUUCUUUUGAAUGAAUAAAAAUGAAUAAAAGUCUUUGUAC